This is a messenger RNA of Aphis gossypii (cotton aphid), 2161 nucleotides long. RefSeq lists its product as uncharacterized. The transcript has 2 exons. The record is from RefSeq and is a predicted model, not a curated record. NCBI's taxonomy places the organism in Eukaryota, Metazoa, Arthropoda, Insecta, Hemiptera, Aphididae. Bases 522 to 1940 code for a protein of 472 amino acids.
UUACGUUAUUUUUCGCGGCAAAAAAAUAAUUGAUAAUAAUAAUAAUGCUACCUAUGAUAGUAGUAAUAUUAUUAUCGUUAUAAGUUAUAACUAAAUAUUUAUUUUUAAUUAGUUAUUUUACUAGCUGUUAAUAGUCUUAUUAUGUUGUGUACGUGUUAAUUAUUUAUGUAAGUUCUUUUAUAAACAAGGACAAACAUCCUCAAAUCGAAGAUAUAUCUAGAAAAAGGAAAAUAAACAGGCAAUUAUGGGAAGUAACAAGGAAAAAAACUGAAAGGUAUUGUAAUCCUGGUGCCCCAAAAUGUAAAAAAUGUGACCAUAAAUUGCAAAUUCAUGCAUUCAAAUGCAGUGAACUACAGCGUGUUGAUCAAAUAAAUUUCCAUAAAAACUUUUACAGCAAUAUAACUAAAAUACAACAAGAUUCAUAUAUACUUAAGUACACAUCGGGAAUAAAAUCAAAAGAAAAAGAACCUGGUGUACGUAAUGAAAUAAGAAAUUUGACAAUUAAAUAUUAUAUUCCAAAAAUGUUUUCAAAAAAACUAAUUCCAGUUUGCCGUGAUUUGUUUUUAUCAACCCUUUUGCUAUCAAAAAAUCGUGUACAGGGUGUAGUACGUAGAAAUUUCAUUUUUGGAACUAGUCCAACUGAAAAUAGGGGUGGCAAUAGAAAAACUAAUAUUUUUAUGGACAAAAGAAAUGGAGUUAUCACUUUUAUUAAAAAAAUUAAUGUUAUUGAAAGUCAUUAUUGUAGAAGUAAAUCAUCUAGUCGUGUGUAUAUAAGUAGUGAAUUAAAUAUUAAAAAAUUGUGGCGAAUUUAUAAUGAUGAAGCAGAGGAUUUAUUAAAAGUGAAAGAAAGUUACUUUCGCCAUAUUUUCUGUACAGAAUUUAAUAUAGGAUUUGGUACACCUAGUACAGACGCAUGUUCUACAUGCAUAAGCUUAUCAGAAAAAAUUAAACAUUCAGAUUGCAGUACAAAAAAAAAUGAAUUAAAAACAGAACUAAAAUUACACAAAUUAAAAGCCAAUGCAUUUUAUUCCAAAUUAAAAGAAAAUAAACAAGACUUGCUCAUUGUUUCAUUUGAUUGCCAAAAAAACCAACCAUUGCCUCGUGUUCCUGAUCAAGCUGCAUACUAUUCACGCCAGUUAUACAAGUAUAACCUGACCAUUAUAAUAGGUCAUUCAAAAUGUGCCUAUACUAAAGAUAAUGUUUUUAUUUAUCACUGGGAUGAAACUGAACAUGCCAAGGGUUCGAACGAAAUUUCAUCUGCUGUUUAUCAUUGCCUAUCAAAUUUAGUUAUUCCUACAUCAAUUAAAACUGUACGGUUAGUUGCUGAUGGCUGUGGAGGUCAAAACAAAAAUUCAACAAUGAUGGGCAUGGUAUCAACUUGGUUUCUGAAUUUAGCCCCUAUUCAUGUACAAAAUGUAGAAUUUGUUUUUCCAAUUGUAGGCCAUUCUUUUCUACCAGCAGAUAGGGUUUUUGCUAAUAUUGAAAAAAAAAUUAAAAGGAAAGAUGUUAUUACUAGUCCAGAUGAAUAUACAAAUUUAUUUUCAGACUUUGGUACUACAGUACCUUUAGCAGGAAUAGUACAUGACUGGAAGACAUCUGUACAGUCAGUUUUCAAACCUCCUGGCGGUUGGCAUUUUAGUUUUAAUUCAACAAAAAGAUUUUUGUUUAAAAAAAAUGUACAAAAAACUAAUGUUUUGAUAAAAGGUGAAGUAAGUUACCAAGUUGAAACUGGUGCGUAUAAAAAUGUAUGUAAGAAGGGAAAGACUGUGCAUAACAUUAAUAAUUUACAUUUAAGCGAAAUAUCUACUAGAAAUAUGAAAAUAAAUCCAUUGAAGUUAAGGGAUGUGGAUAAUUUACUGAAAAAACAUUAUGGUGACCAAUGGCAAACAUUAGAUUUUCUUAGGUUUUACAAAGACAAUAUAUUCAAAAAAUCUCAAUAAUUAAUAUUAGAUGAUGAAGAAUAUAUUACUAUGUGCUGUGAUGAAAAUAUGUGUGAUACUGAUCAAAACCUGAUGAUAUAAUAGUUAAAUUUAAUAUUAAAAUAAUAAAAAAUACUGUGAAAUUAUAAAUGAUGUGAUAUUAUAUUAUAAAAAGUAUUAUACUAAACAACAGUUUUUAUGUUCAUUGUUAUUUUAUGUUUUAUUCAAAUAAUUUUUUAAUA